Messenger RNA from Oryzias latipes (Japanese medaka), 1176 nucleotides. It is a transcript of the gene spinb, whose product is annotated as spindlin b. Gene Ontology annotation, biological process: gamete generation. NCBI's taxonomy places the organism in Eukaryota, Metazoa, Chordata, Actinopteri, Beloniformes, Adrianichthyidae. The record is from RefSeq and is marked provisional.
GGAGAGCGGGAUUAUGCGACGCCGCUGAUCGCUGUGCGGGUCAGAAGUCUGUGGGCCGGCGCUUUGUUCCUGCUGCUGGUCCAUACCUGUCCUGGCGGCACACCUUCAGGAGCUCAGCAUAAGCCCCACCUCCUCCCUCCUUUCCCCACCCUUCCCUUGUCUCCUGCCCCCGCCCUUUCAUCCUGCACUCUGUUGGCUGGUGAGGAUCUCCUCCAAGCAGCUGCUACAGCUGUAUGAAUGAAGACGCCCUUCAGGAGCCCGUCAGCCUCAGGGGGACAGCCAGGCGUUUCUGCAAACAUGAUGAAGAAGAAGAACCCGCACAAGAAGCUCAGGACCAGCGUUGGUCCCAGUAAGACUCUGGCUGCGCCCAGAGGGAACCUGGUCGGCUGCAGGAUCCAGCACACCUGGAGGGAGGGCACAAAGUCUUCCCAGUGGAAGGGAAUGGUCCUGGACCAGGUCCCAGUCAACCCUUCCCUCUACCUGAUUAAAUACGACGGUUUUGACUGCAUCUACGGCCUGGAGCUGUACAGCGACGUUCGGGUGGUGGGGCUGGAGGUGCUGCCCGACAGAGCGGCUCCGGCCCGUGUGACUGACUCGCUGCUGGCAGAGACGAUGAUCGGAAAGGCGGUGGAGCACAUGUUUGAGACAGAGGAGGGGCCAAAAGAGGAGUGGAGAGGGAUGGUUCUGGCCCGAGCCCCCAUCAUGACCUCCUGGUUCUACAUCACCUACGAGAAGGAUCCGGUCCUCUACAUGUACCAGCUGCUGGACGACUACAAGGAGGGAGACCUGCGCAUCAUGCCCGACUCCAAUGAGGGGGGGGGAGCAGAGCGGGAGCCCGGCGAGGUGGUGGACAGUCUGGUGGGGAAACAGGUGGAGUACGCCAAAGAGGACGGAGGGAAGCGCUCGGGGAUGGUCAUCCACCAGGUGGAAGCCAAGCCGUCGGUUUACUUCAUCAAGUUUGACGACGACUUCCACAUCUACGUCUACGACCUGGUGAAAACCUCCUAGAGAACUGCCGCGGGCGGGGUCAGACACGGGUCACUCCCCCAACCGCCUGUGUGGGGAGGGGCCUGUGGAGGUUCCCACCCGUCCUCUGGAGAACCAAACUUGUAGGGGCUCCACAGCACCUGGAGUCAUUGCGGUUCUGACUCUGGUGGGUGUCUGUGGAAGCCGGUG